Messenger RNA from Chiloscyllium plagiosum (whitespotted bambooshark), 835 nucleotides. NCBI's taxonomy places the organism in Eukaryota, Metazoa, Chordata, Chondrichthyes, Orectolobiformes, Hemiscylliidae. The record is from RefSeq and is a predicted model, not a curated record.
ACCUGUGCUGACUGCUCUGUUUCUCUGCCAGUUGGCAAUAGAUGGGAAGAUGGGGUCGCUGCACCUGUUCCUGAACCCCCAACAGGUCUCCAACCUGGCUGACUUACUCAGUACACUCAACCUCACAGAGGUGAGCGGACUGAAGGAAAAGCUGAGCAAGAGUCGGCCGCUGGACCCCGAGGAUUUCAAACUGAUCGAGCAGGAUCUCAACAAGCAGCUUCACUCGGGCCAGAGCUCAGGGCACGCCAGGAGCGAAGAGCUGGACUCGUUUGCAGGCUCGGAGAACAGGGUGCCCCCCGAGAUGUUUUACUCCAUGGCCCCAAUGACCAGCAGUGUGGCCUCAGUGCAGUCGGUGAGUGAGCUGUCAGACGUCGACCUGGAGAGCUCGAUGCGCAGUGACUACAUUAGCUGCCCACCGCAGCCCCCGUCACUGCAAGCAUGUUUGCUGAUGAACAGUCCGCACCGAUAUGGGAGCUCCGUGUUCCCCAACAUGCUCCCUGGUUUACAGUCCAUGACCAGAGAACCAGGUAAAUCUCAGCCUUCCCCAUCCCUGGACAGUGUUAAGGCUGAGCUGCAGCUAAGGCUGACCAUGGGUGGGCUGACUGCCACACUGCUGCACCUCGAUCCACUGCUCGGACAGUCCCCUGCAUCGCGGGACGCCACAUCGGGAACAGAGACCGCUUUCCAAACUGCUGCCCGCCGUUACUUCACUGAGUUGGCAUACUUCAAGGACAGCAUCUUUGGGGGGAGAGGCUUUGACCACCUGAGAAGCCAAUUCGAGAAGGCCUGCGUCCACAAUAACUUGAGGUACUGGGCGUAGAGGCUGAGGGAAAGC